AUCCGAUACCAGCUCAUGUUAAACGGCAAAACCGUAAUUUCAGAACAAAUCAAUAAUUCUUCAAUUUAUAAAUACAGUUACACACAAAACCAUGCUCCAAAUCCAAACUAUCAACAUUACCCACCGGAAUACUCGCCGCCGGUAAGUCCCACUCACUCCAAUUCCCAUUCUCUUCUUCUUGUUAUUCCAAAUUCAGAUACCCAUUUGAGAAAAGUGAACAACUUUGAAGAAAAAUUGAAGAAAAAACCAACCACAUCCAAAAAAAAAAACUGCUCCGGCCAUAAUGGAGAAAUAGAAGUAGAAGCAAAACAACGACGCCGCAGAAUGUUACUUUGUGGAAAAGCUUCACUAAACGGCACCGUUUCGGGAUCGGUGCCGGUGUAUCUUAACGUGUACGAUCUGACAACAUUCAACGGUUACGCUUACUGGCUUGGUCUCGGAGUUUACCAUUCCGGCGUUCAAGUUCAUGGUGUGGAGUAUGCAUUUGGGGCACAUGAGCAAGAAUCAACAGGAAUAUUUGAAGGAGAUCCAAGAAAGUGUGAAGGGUUUAGAUUUAGGAAGACAAUAUUGAUUGGAAAAACAGAUAAAGAGUUUGGUGAAGUGAGGGAAGUGAUGGAAAAACUUGGUGGUGAAUACAAAGGAAAUGCUUACAAUUUGAUUACAAAAAAUUGUAACCAUUUUUGCAAUGAUGCUUGUCUUAAGCUCACUGGAAAUUCUAUACCUAGUUGGGUUAAUCGUCUUGCUAGAAUUGGUUCUAUAUGCAAUUGUGUUAUACCAGUAACAUUGAAUUCAACAAAAGUGAGACACCAUCAUAGAAUAGAAGACAAACAAUGUGAAGAAGAGAAACAAAUUAAACAAGCAUUAACAAGUGAAUCAAACAAAGUUACUGUUUCAAAUUCAACACCUUCAGCUUCACCUUCACCAGCACCUUCUACUAGCUCUGGUUUAAGAAGAGGAAGAAGUCGAACAAGACGACCUCUUCCUCCACCUUCACCUUUAAUUGUUGCUUCCUCUUCUUCUUGAUGUUUCAAUUUUUUAUUUCUAAUUUUUUAUCAACUUUGCAAAAGUUGCUUUUGUAGAUUGAAUUUUUAAUUGAAAUUUGUUAUUAUCAUUUUUUAAA
Vicia villosa (hairy vetch) is the source of this 1120-nucleotide messenger RNA. RefSeq names its product deSI-like protein At4g17486. NCBI's taxonomy places the organism in Eukaryota, Viridiplantae, Streptophyta, Magnoliopsida, Fabales, Fabaceae. Gene Ontology annotation, biological process: protein deubiquitination. The coding region runs from base 16 to 1023 and encodes 335 amino acids. The record is from RefSeq and is a predicted model, not a curated record. Gene Ontology annotation, molecular function: deubiquitinase activity. The transcript has 3 exons.